AUGGCUUUGCUAAGAAGUUUUUAUCUUUUUAAAAUCCUGGCCUUGUUGUUAGUUUUCAGUGUGCUGUCCGCUGAUGACUCUAAAACGCCAGAAGCGCGCGUAAUUACAGAUAUGUCCAAGCAAACCACAUGGAAUGACGCGCUCCAGGUCCGAGAUGAUGGGCGUCAUGUAGUGCGCAAAAAUGCGCCGCGCUUUAUGAUGGAGCUGUACGAGGAACAUCUCAGAAACCCUUCGAUUUUGCAGGGGAAUAUCGUGAGGAGCUUUGCAGCAAAAUCUAAUGGCUCGCUUCUCCUUUUUAACCUGACAUCAUUUGGCUACCAAGAGAUCAUCACAAAAGCAGAAAUUCGGUGGUUUCGGCGCGCGCGCGCGGUUUUAUCCGGACAUCACUUUUACAGAGUGGAUUUGUAUGAAGUGCUGAACAGCAAAGUGGAACCCUGGCGAGGAAACCUGAUCCUGUCACGUUUACUGUCUGUGUACACUGAAGGAUGGGAAGUGUUUAACAUCACACAGACGGUCACCAACUGGAUUCUCAACGGCAUCACAAAUAAUGGCAUCCUGGUUGUUUCAACUUUAACUUCGGGACACUGGUUGAAGAUGUAUGUACAAAGUGCGAGAGAAACAGGGUAUGAGGAAAAUACCCAAAAUGCCUAUUUGGUUGUCUUCUCAAACGAUGGUCGAAGCAGAAGCUCUGAGUGGGAAGGCCAUGCUGCGUACCAGACAACCUUCAACCAAUAA
Tachysurus fulvidraco (yellow catfish) is the source of this 735-nucleotide messenger RNA. RefSeq names its product bone morphogenetic protein 2-like. The transcript has 5 exons. Lineage: Eukaryota; Metazoa; Chordata; Actinopteri; Siluriformes; Bagridae. Gene Ontology annotation, molecular function: cytokine activity. The coding region runs from base 1 to 735 and encodes 244 amino acids. Gene Ontology annotation, cellular component: extracellular region. The record is from RefSeq and is a predicted model, not a curated record. Gene Ontology annotation, biological process: SMAD protein signal transduction.